AUGCAACAUCUUAAAUUAUCAAUUCCAAGUUUGAACUAAUCUUUUUUAUAUUCUGGAAAUUUCAAAGAGAUGUCAUAUUAGUAAUUGAUAUCAUAUGCAGAAAAUCGUUUAGGUCGAGUUCUAUAUCCUGAGUUCCAACUUUUAUCAAUAAAUUCUGAGGGAGUAUAAUUAAUAAUUGAUAGUGAUCAAUAAUUAAAGAUUUUAUAAGGUUAGAAUUAGUAAGUAAUCAAAAUCAUUCUUAAAGAGAAAGAAAAUGAAACAAUAGUUCAUCCAAACACAAUUUGCAGUCAAUGUCAUUCUACUCCAAUUAUAAAUGCUAGAUAUAAAUGUAUAGUCUGUGAAAAUUUGGAGUUUUGUGAAAAAUGUUUAGGUCAUGGUUAAGUUCAUCCUUUGCUAAUAUUAUCGAAACCAGAGCAUGAGGAAUAUUUUGAUGGUUUUUUUAAAACAUCAAUUAAUAAAGUGAAGAACUUAUUCAAUUGUUAAUAUAGUAAAUCUAAAAAAUAGUGUCAUAGAUUUUAAAGAAGCCCUUUUGAAGAAGAAAUAAGUGCUAUUUGGAUAUGACAAACAGAAUCAAUAAUAAAAAUAGAUUAAUUAAGAAUAGAGAUAAUUAUAAUAAAAUAUAUAAGAUAAAGAAAUAAUUGAAGAUUUGCAUAGUAAAACAUUAAAAUUAUCUGAAAUAUUUAAAUUAUCUCCAGAUAAAUUUGAUAAGUUUGUCAAAUAAAAUUAACAUUUGUCAUUUGAAGAAUUGGUUGAUUUGGCAUCAGAAUAGAUAUUAUGA
Paramecium sonneborni is the source of this 778-nucleotide messenger RNA. NCBI's taxonomy places the organism in Eukaryota, Ciliophora, Oligohymenophorea, Peniculida, Parameciidae. The record is from the annotation of a GenBank genome assembly.